AUGAACUCGGUACCUAUUGCAUUAAAUAAAGCAGCAAUGCGCAAAUAUGAAGAUCUUGAAGUCCCUUGCGAAUUAAUACUUGGAAGCUACGUAUGGGUCGAUGGUUCUGGCAUAAAUUUACGUUCCAAGGAUAGAACAUUCGAUUUUGUACCCAAGACACACAAAGAUUUGCCAAUUUGGUAUUUUGAUGGCAGUAAUACGGCACAAGCCACUCCUGACAACUCCGACACUUUCAUCUUCCCGCAAGUGAUAUAUCACGAUCCGUUUCGGCGAGGAAACCACAUAUUGGUUUUGGCUGACACCUACCAAUACAAUUAUCAACCAACUGCUACGAAUCAUCGAAAGAAUUGCACAUUAGUGUGUGAGAAGGGUGAAGUAGAGGAGCCUUGGUUUGGUUUCAACCAGGAGUUCUUUUUGAUGACUACGGAUGGAAGGCCCCUAGGAUGGCCUCCGGGCGGUUUUCCCGCACCUCCAGGUCCUUACUAUUGCGCAAUCGGCGCGAAUAAAAUAGUUGAUAGAGACCUCAUGGAAGCGUUCUAUAGGUGUUGUCUUUAUGCGGGCGUACGAAUCAACGGUAUAAACCCAGGGACCACACCUUCCCAAUGGAAUUUUCAAGUUGGGCCGUGCCCGGGAAUAAGAGCGGCUGACGAUUUAUGGAUGGCGCGCCACAUUUUAAGUAAAUUGGCAGAAGAAUAUGGAACUGUAGCUUCAUUCGAACCUCAACCGGUAGCUGAUUGGCCAGGAAAUGGGACCUUUGUGUAUUUUUCUUCGAAAGACAUGAGGGAAGAAGAUGGAAUUUUAGUAAUAGAAAAAGCGAUAGACAAGUUGGCACGGAGACACGGCGCUCAUAUCAAUGAGUACGACGCUAGCAACGGCGCUGACAACGUGCGACGUCUCACCGGCAGACACGGCUUAUCCCACAUUCGAGAUUUUACGGCGGGUGUGGCAAAUCGAGGUUGUUCCGUUCGAAUUCCGCGUCAGGUAUCUGAAGACAAACGUGGAUAUUUAGAAGAUCGUAGACCUGCCGCCAACGCUGAUCCAUAUCGUAUUAUUUCUAUUAUCAUGCGUACGUGCAUUUUUGAUGAG
Brenthis ino (lesser marbled fritillary) is the source of this 1086-nucleotide messenger RNA. The record is from the annotation of a GenBank genome assembly. NCBI's taxonomy places the organism in Eukaryota, Metazoa, Arthropoda, Insecta, Lepidoptera, Nymphalidae.